AUGCCUUUUAACUUCCUUGGUAUCACAGUUGGAGGUAACCAUCGGAGAUACUCUUUCUGGAAACCGGUUCUGCUAUGUCUUAAGAAUAAACUUUCCAUCUGGAAUGGGAGAAACUUAUCUAUGGGGGGUAGAGUCACCCUCAUUAACUCGGUUCUUGCAAAUCUGCCUAUCCACUAUAUGGCUUUCUUCAAGGCUCCUCAAAAGGAAGAUGGCGGCGGUAUGGGUAUUAAGUAUGUGGGUCGGUUCAACAGUGCCUUGUUAGCAGAGUGGCUCUGGAGGUUCCAAACUGGCGGCAAUGAAAUAUGGAGAAACACCCUCACUAUCAGAUAUGGUAACCUUAGCAUUAAGACACAGACUUACUCCAAUGUUGUUAGUUCGAAAUCCGAAUCGUUGUGGAUGAAGGAUAUUAUGACCAAUGCGUCACUAAGAUCUCAGUCCAACUUCUGCAAGUUCACGAUCUGCUCAAUUGGUGAAGGUAAUGAUGCGGCGUUCUGGAAGUCAAUCUGGAUCGACAACAUACCGCUAAAAGUCAGAUUUAAUGGCUUGUUUCACUGCUGCCCUUUGAAGUCAGUGUCAAUCCGUAACAUGGGAUACUGGGAGGAUGGGCAGUGGAAUUGGAACCUGAGAAAUUCGUUGUUGGAUUCAGACAAUCCCCCUGAACCAGAUUGGUCUGACUGCUGUAAGUUGCUGGAAAAUAUCUUAGUUAUCCCGGGUGAGUCCGACAAAUGGCGGUGUAGUCUUCAUGAAUCUCUAAUUUUCAAGGUUAGCUCUCUUUAUCCAAUCCUAUAUCCCUCUCUAUCUGAACAAGACAUUGGCUCAGAUUGUGCUUCCCAUAUUGAGUCCAUCUGGAAGACGGUUAUUCCGGUGAAAGUGCAAACGCUCAGUUGGAGAUUGACGCUUAAUAGAUUGCCUACGAGAUCUAAUCUAUCGAAGAGAAGGGUGUUUGAUUCCGAGCAAGAUUUGGAUUGUGUGUUUUGUUCUAGUAGCCUGAAGGACGUUUCUCAUCUUUUUUUCUCGUGCUAUAAAUCUACUCAGGUUUGGAACAAGAUCUGUGAACGGGCGGAUAUAGACAUAAUUUCGAAAAAUUGUUGUUAUUCUCACGCUAAGGUGUGGAACACAAGCCUUAGAGGUCGGUGUCAAGCGAAUAGAGUUAAUUCGAUCUGGUUUAUUACUUGCUGGAAUAUCUGA
Molecule: messenger RNA, 1188 nt
Organism: Lathyrus sativus (Indian pea)
Lineage: Eukaryota; Viridiplantae; Streptophyta; Magnoliopsida; Fabales; Fabaceae
Source: the annotation of a GenBank genome assembly